AUGGCUCCCCCGGCCACCGACGCGGCGACGACGAAGCAGGAGCAGCAGCAAGCAGCGGGAGGGGAAGGCGUCGAGGUCGGCGGCGACUUACGGCUGGUGGCGGAGUGCGGCACGGUGGUCCGGCUGUCACGCUCCGCGGCGCGGAUGUCGACGACGCUCCUCGACAUGAUUGAGGCCGGCUGCGCGGAGGGCGGCAUCCCCAUCAAGGGCGCCGACGCCGGCACGCUCCGCCUGGUGGCGGCCUACUGCGAGAAGCACGCGCCGCACUACGACCCCGUGGCCUCCGCGGCGAGGCUCCGCGACCCGUUCCCGCCCUUCCCCAUCGACUUCACGCCGGCCCCGUACGCCGUCAAGCCCGUCACCCAGCUCGACCCCGACCCGCACGGCCUCAAGGCUUGGGACCGCAAGUUCAUCAGCGACCUCCCAGACAACUCCGCCCUCUUCAACCUCAUCAUCGUUGCCAACUUAAUGGCCAUCGAGGACCUGGUCGACCUGGGCUGCACGGCCGUAGCAGACAAGAUGAGGGGCAAGACGCCUGACGAGAUCCGCGUUGCCUUGGACAUCGAGAACGACUACACGCCCGAGCAGGAGGCCGAGGUCAGGAGGGAGAACGCCUGGGCAUUCGAGGAUUGA
Messenger RNA from Miscanthus lutarioriparius, 633 nucleotides. Lineage: Eukaryota; Viridiplantae; Streptophyta; Magnoliopsida; Poales; Poaceae. The record is from the annotation of a GenBank genome assembly.